Messenger RNA from Cloeon dipterum, 4949 nucleotides. RefSeq names its product pre-mRNA cleavage complex 2 protein Pcf11-like. Gene Ontology annotation, molecular function: RNA polymerase II complex binding; mRNA binding. The transcript is spliced from 19 exons. Lineage: Eukaryota; Metazoa; Arthropoda; Insecta; Ephemeroptera; Baetidae. Gene Ontology annotation, cellular component: cytoplasm; mRNA cleavage factor complex. The record is from RefSeq and is a predicted model, not a curated record. Bases 222 to 4820 code for a protein of 1532 amino acids. Gene Ontology annotation, biological process: termination of RNA polymerase II transcription.
GGACUGCGACCAGUACGACCACCGGCUAGGAGGGCAGCCAUUUUGCCUAGUUGCGAGAAACUGCUUCUGCGAAUUUGGUUGUGUUUUCGGCCUAGAAACGAGCGUUCGAUGCGUUCGGACGCGCUCAGCGCCGAUUGAGCCGAUUCUUGGACGAAGUUGUGAGGUGCGUGGCGACGAAUUUCCGUUGAGGAGCGUGCGGAAGCGCCGUCCCAGCCGCCACCAUGGAGCUGGACAGGGCGGGCCAAGAGGUGAUCAAGGAGUUUAGAAGUUCGUUGGCCGACCUUGUGGUCAACAGCAGGCCUCUGAUUCAAAUGCUGACCAUGCUGGCCGACGAGAACAAGAGCAUCGCGCCGGCCAUCGUCGACGCCGUCGAAAAACAGCUCGCCAAGGCCGAUCCCAAGUGCAAACUGCCUGUUUUCUACUUAAUCGACUCGAUUUGCAAGAACGUGAAGAAGGUCUACAUUGACCUCUUCAUGACCAACCUAGUGACCAACUUCUGCAACGUGUUCGAGGAGGUGGACGAAAAGACCCGAGCGUCGCUGUUCAAACUGCGAAACUCGUGGACGGACAUUUUCCCCGCGACAAAAUUGUACGCUUUGGACGCCAGGGUGCAGUUGCUGGACCCUGCGUGGCCCAUCGCCCAGCUGCCCGUGUCCAAAGCCAGCAAGGCCAGCAGCAUCCACGUCAACCCAAAGUUCCUCCAGGGUGCUCCUGACGAUCUCAAAAACAAGGACCUGCUGCUGAAGAAAAAGCAGGAGCUGCUCAAGCUGCAGGAGAAAAAGGUGGCGCUCGAGCUGCUGCAGGCCAGGGCCAGCGCCAAGCAGACCGCCGUCCCUGCCACCAACGUUACCAACUUAACAAAAUCCAGUGCUGACAAGCAGCGAAAAGCACCUAAACCAGUGCCGAUGCUGUUGGGAGCGCAGUCAAUCCUGCUCAAGCCGAACGUGGCGGCGCGGCCCGUGAUCCGGCCUGCGACCAUGACGGCCGCGCGUCCCCCCGAGUGGGCCGCAACGGCCACGUCGGCGCCGUUGCCCGCGCCCGCUCCGCUGUCGCCGAGCAAGGAUCCGCGGCUGGAGCGGGCCAAGGCGCGGCUCGAGGAGAAAAAGGAGAAGGAGAGCAGCAGCAAGAAAAAGUCUGACAAAGGCAGUGAGAAAUCUGAAAAAUCAUCAAAGAGCAGCAGCAGCCGGUCGUCUUCGUCGUCGCCGGGCAAGAGCUGCUCGAAAAAAGAGAGCAAAAAGUCUGGUUCGAAGGGGGCCGCCGCCGGCAGCGCCAGCGGCGCUGACGGCCUCUUCAAGGAGGUGAAAAGCGUGCACCUGCGCAACUACAAGCGCAGGGCGCGCUCUGUGAGCUCGAGCCCCGAGCCGCCCGCCGACAGCUCCAAAGGCGGCGAGCAGAAAAACAAGCCGACGGCCGCCACCACCAGCGCCGCCGCCGCCGCCGCCGCCGCCGCCAUGGAGCUCGACAUCGACCUGCGGAAGCUCGAGUCGCCGCCGGCGGCCAAGAAGCGGCCCAACUCGCCGGACGCGUCCUCGUCGCCGAAAAGAAGCAAACACGCCGAGAUGCUGGACCAUGUGUCCGGCAGGUUGUUCGGCCACGAGGACGUGGACCUGCGGCAGAUUGCGGGCUCGCGCUCUGAGCUGAAGCGGGCGCCGGACUGGGCGCGCUUCAAGGAGAGCAACCCCGACUCGUACCGCUCGCCCCUCAAGAACUGCAACUGGGAGAACGGCUCGGACGUGUCGCUGUCCGACCUCGAGCCGCAGCAGCAGAGCCAGCAGCCCGCCAUGCCCAAGAUCGACGCCCCUGCCGCCGCCGCCGCAGCCGCCGCCUCCGCCGCCCCCGCGGGCGGCAGGCGCUCCGGAGAGUUCGACUCGCUCGGACGACCGCUCCUCUGCAAAUUGUCUGAGGAGGGCAGGGAGCGGCGUCGCUCCUCCGAGGACGUGGACCUGCGGGCCCUGUUAGCCGAGCCAGCCGACGACGCGCAGGACAACAGCGAGAAAAUAAAUCUGAUGAUAGCGCAGGCCGACGAGCAACUCAACAACGGCACCCUCAACAUGACCGAGUACAAAGCCCUGCUCAGACAGGUGGUGCAGUUAAACGAGGCGAGCAAGUUGCGCGAGGCGCAGCGCAGAGACGAGCAGGAGAAUUGGCAGGGGGGCGGCUCCCCCUGGCAGGACGAAGACUCGAGAGAUUCUGGAAAGGCCAGUCCUGAGGACCAAAACGCCAGAGAAGGCACUGACAGACGACCCAGGAGAAGGGACGAUGACGGUCGGAGCCACGACGUGGACGAGCGGUUCCCGUCGCAACGGCGCGACUACCAGCCGCACCGACGCUUCAACCGCGGCGGCGGCCGCUGGAACAACAACAACAACAACAACAUGAACAACUGGGGCGACUCGAUGUGGGGCGGCCCCCGGCCGCCGUUCCAGCGGGGCGGGCCGCCGCGCCCGUACUCGCGGCCGCCGGACUUUGGGCAUCCGCCGCCGCCUCGCUUCUGGGGCCAGCAGCAGUUCGGAGGGGGCCGCGGCGGCGAGCAGUUCCAAGGGACGUCGCGGCCGCCGCCCAACCGCGCCGACCUGCCGCCGCCGGACCCGCGAGAGCUGGCCCUCGCCAAGGCCAACUACCCGCGCGACCUCGUCAUUGACGGCCUCAGCCGAAUGGUCCGAUACUACGGAGACGAGACCUUUAUUCUUUUAAGUUAUGAUGACCCACGCGAAGUGUCCUUCUUCCCGGAAGAGAGGACGAUCGAGUUUGAAAACGGCUACAAGGUGACGAUGAUGAUCGGCUCGCCGCCCAAGGACGUGAUGAUCGGCGGCUCGAUGCACCGAAUCAAGCUGGGCGCGCCGACCAGGGAGUUGAACAUCGACGGCGUCGACUACAGCUGCUACUUCGGCGGCGCUCCCAUCCAGAUCGAGCUCAACGGCCGCCCCAUGCGGGUGCAGCUGCACGGGCCGCCGCCCAGGGUCAAAAUCGGCGAGUUCAGACGCACCGACUACUGUGCCGGAAAGAUCACAAUGAGCAUCGACGCCAUGGCGCACGUGCCGGUCUUCCUGGACGCGACGCAUCAGCUGGUGCAAAUCGGCGGAGUCCCGCACGUCAUCCGCUUCGUGGACAGCCUGCGGCGGGUGCUGAUCAACGGACAGCCGUUCGUGUUCGACUACGGCGGGCUGCCGCAGCCGGUGUGGGUGCACGGCCACCGACACUACAUCGGCCUGACGGCGCUGCCGCCGGGUCUCGUGCCGGGCCGCGUCAUCCUCGUCAACAUGGAGGGCGGCCGGCUUCCCAGCCCGCCGCAGACCGCUCAGCCGCCGCAGGAGGAGAGCCACGUGCCCGCCCUGCCCAUGAUCGGCGCCAAGAGCAGCACCAGCGUCGCCAUCAAGAAGGGGCCGCUGGACAAAACUUCCGAGCCAAGGAAGACGCCGCUCACUCGUUCUAUACUCAAUACUAAGCCUCACCUGGACGUGCUGUCCAACCUGAUACCGUCGGCACCGAUUGCGUCGUCGAGCAGCUACAGCUACCAGUCGCACAAGGACAAGGAGGCGGACAAGGAGGCCGCCAUUCCAGCCCUGCCUGCCGACCUGGCGGAGCUGAUGGCCAAGCUGACCGAACACGGCUUCAUUCAGAGCGCGAAUGCGGUGGAGGGCAAGAAGAAGGAGGAGGUGGAGAAGAAGGAGCAGUACAAACCAGUCACCUUUGCCCCCGAAAGCCUCAAAACGCGUCAGACCGGUGCAUACGCAGGAUUGUACUGCGGCAUCCAGUGCAGCACGUGUGGCCUGCGAUUCGCACCUGAGCAGACCCUGAAGUACAGCCAGCACCUGGACUGGCACUUCCGGCAGAACCGCCGGGACAAGGACAGCGCCAAGAAGGCUCAGAGCCGAAAGUGGUACUACGAUGUCUCCGAUUGGAUACAGUUCGAGGAGAUCGAAGAUUUGGAGGAGAGAGCUCAAAGCCUGUUCGAGACGCAGGCAGAGGAGGAGAAGGCCGAGGAGGGUGAGGUUGAAGUGCCUUCCGUGGCCGCAACGGAGAACGAGGAGCAUUGCGAAGUCUGCCACGAGCACUUUGAAAACUUCUUCGCGCAGGACAAGGAGGAGUGGCACCUCAGGGAUGCGGUCAGAGUCGAAGGUCUAGUCUACCACCCCCACUGUUACCAAGACCUUCAGAACCGCUUGAAUAACACGGCUGAGAGCACAGACAUGAACGAAUCCAGCAAGGAAGAGGAGGCCGAGGAACCAGCCAAGGUGGAAGAGCCGGAAUCAGCUGAAGUCGCGCCCGAGGAGGAGAAAAUGGAGGUGGAACAGGAGAUGGCGAAGGUUGAGGACGCGGAGGAGGACAAAGGGCAACUAGUGAAGGUCAAAAGCGAGCCACACUCGGAAGAUGAAGUUCCUGAACAGACUGUCAAAGCGGAGGCAGAAGUUGAAUCCACGGCGAUGCCGGAGGUGAAGGUGAAGUCCGAGCCGAUGGACUUUGAGGAGGAGGACGUGGCGCCGCCACUGGUGCAGGCGACGGUGGACACGACGACGAGCGAGCUGAAGAGCUCGAUCGACGGCAACGUCGAGUUGAGCGACGCGGCGACGCACGUGGCACCGCCGGCGGCCAAGAUCAAAAUCACGAUCACGACGCCGGCGCCAGCGCCGCCGGUGAAGCAGCCCGAGGAGGCGGCGCCGGAGGCCGAGACGCCCGAGGCCGAAGAGGACGAGGCGCCGAUGGCGCCGCCGCGCGACCUCGAGUUCGAACUGAAGCCGCGGCUGCGCGGGCGCAAACUGACUGAAAUGCCGCCGGUGCUGAAAGGGCGCGAGGACUCGGCGCUGUGUUCAAUCAUGUGAUUUUGCCGUCGGAAUUUUCCCGAUUUCGGGACGGCGUCCGUUGUUGCGACGCCGGCCGCCGGUUAAUUUGCUUUUUCGCCGUCGCCGCCGCCGCACAGACCGAAAUAAAGUUGUUGGACAAAAACAGAA